GUGACCAAUGUUUGCAUGAUGACCCCCAUCUUGGGAGCUGCUCCUAGAUCCCAUGAAGAUAUGGACAACAUUGCUGUGUCAGAAAUACGGUGGAGCCUUGUAGUUGGGUGCAUAUUGUAAAAUGUUUCCUCACUCCAAAACCAUGAACUCUGGUUUCCUAAACCCUCAAGCUAUGCAGCCGAAGGAGGAGACUUAUCACAGGAGAAUCACUAAUAAUUUUGAAGAAGUGAAGAGCUUAACAAUGUUUCAACCAACACCUAAAGAAGCUUUCACUUGGCUGUUAGAUCAAGGGCUGGAUACAGAAAACAGUAAUCCUUGUGAUGGCAGUAUUGUCCAAGGAUUCCUCACUCAAAACCAUGAUAACAAGUUGCUAGAACCCUCAAGCUAUGCAGACAAAGGACUGGAUAUAUUUUUUCGUGACCAAGCCUUCUGUAUAAUUAUUUAUACUUAAACCAUACAAAGCACUAUCUAGCCCCAAAGUAGGCAUACAGAGUAGCUUGUGUUGUGGGUACUAAGAUAGUUGAUAUUAUAAUAUUCAUUUACAUUUAUAUACUACCUAUAAAUACUUAUAUAAUGUAUAAAUACACACACACUGGAAAAAACCCAUGCUCUUCACACAAAUAUUUUCCAGGUGUGGGAAUCGAACCCAUGACCGUGGAUGCAGGAGCACUACUUACUGCGCCACGCGUAUGUGUUUUUAUUUUGAAGCAAAUUAUUAAAGUUGAUAAUUCAAAUUGUA
Bicyclus anynana (squinting bush brown) is the source of this 739-nucleotide messenger RNA. RefSeq lists its product as uncharacterized. The transcript is spliced from 2 exons. Bases 122 to 451 code for a protein of 109 amino acids. The record is from RefSeq and is a predicted model, not a curated record. Lineage: Eukaryota; Metazoa; Arthropoda; Insecta; Lepidoptera; Nymphalidae.